Labrus bergylta (ballan wrasse) is the source of this 3222-nucleotide messenger RNA. It is a transcript of the gene tfe3b, whose product is annotated as transcription factor binding to IGHM enhancer 3b. Gene Ontology annotation, cellular component: nucleus. NCBI's taxonomy places the organism in Eukaryota, Metazoa, Chordata, Actinopteri, Labriformes, Labridae. Gene Ontology annotation, molecular function: RNA polymerase II cis-regulatory region sequence-specific DNA binding; protein dimerization activity; DNA-binding transcription factor activity, RNA polymerase II-specific. The record is from RefSeq and is a predicted model, not a curated record. Gene Ontology annotation, biological process: regulation of transcription by RNA polymerase II.
CAACUUCCGGGUCACACGUUAGAUGACCUCAGCCCGUCGGCCUGAGAUAAACAACACUGGUGCCGCGGUUUAGUUAAUUCCUGUUAAACGAGCUCCAGCGCAUUAAACAUGGACGUGAAAACGGAGGACUUCGGGAGCUAAUGGCUGUGGUUACGAAAAACUAACCUUUUACUACACUCCAUCUCUAGAACUUGAUAUCGCUCAUCAGUCAUGUCUUCACGCGUGUUGCUGCGCCAGCAGCUGAUGCGAGAACAAGCCCAGGAGCAGGAGAGACGUGAGGCCCAGCAGCAGGCCUCUGCCUCUCAGCUCCGGGCCUCUGAUUCCACUCCGGCCAUCUCUGUCACACUGCCCCCAAAUGCUGCCCGUCCCCCUCCAGCACAGGUGCCUGUGGAGGUGCUGAAAGUGCAGACCCACUUGGAGAACCCCACCAAGUACCACAUCCAGCAAGCACAGAGGCAGCAGGUGAAGCAAUACCUCUCGACCACUCUGGGCAACAUAGCAGUUACACAGACCAUGGGUGUGUCCCCUGUGCAGCAGUCCAGUUCUGCCCCAGAGGUUGCUCAAACUGCCAGCAGUGCCCCAAACAGUCCCAUGGCUCUGCUAAACAUUGGCUCCAACAAAGAGGAAAUCGAUGAUGUGAUAGAUGACAUCAUUAGUCUUGAAUCCAGUUUUAAUGACGACAUCAUUUCCCUGAUUGACUCAGGUCUUCAGCUGCCUAGUACGCUCCCAGGAAAUCUGUUGGAUGUAUACCAUAGCCCUGGAAUGGCAGCACCUACUCUCACCGUCAGCAACUCCUGCCCGGCUGAUCUGCCCAAAAUUAAAAGGGAAAUAACUGAUUCAGAUGUCAAAGCAAUAAUGAAAGAAAGGCAGAAGAAAGACAACCAUAAUCUGAUUGAGAGGAGGCGGAGAUUCAACAUCAAUGACCGUAUUAAGGAGCUGGGCACUCUCAUACCCAAAUCAAGUGACCCAUCUCACAAUGGUGACAGUGAGAUGCGUUGGAAUAAAGGCACCAUCCUGAAAGCUUCUGUAGACUACAUCAGGAAGUUACAAAAAGAGCAGCACAGAGCCAAAGAUGUCGAGAUGCGUCAGAAGAAGCUGGAGCAGGCAAACCACAGUCUGAUGUUACGCAUACAGGAGCUGGAAAUGCAGGCACGGCUCCAUGGCCUAUCCACACCCAACAGCAUCUCCCCUGGUCUGAGUUCUGAUCCCUCCCUGCUCCAGCAGCAGGUCCAACACAGCAGCCAGUCUAUGGCUGUAAGCGCACAAAACCUCCUUGGUAUCGGUGCGGCGACCAUCGGACAGCCUCUCCCAGCCUCCUUCUUGUCUCCGCCCUCCUCAGACUCUCCAGCAGGAGUCACCAUCAGCAGCCCCCUGGACCUGGGCAGUCUGAGCUUUGCUGAGCUUGAUGACAACUCUGCCUCCGCACUCUACUCUGACAUGGGCUUGGGAGACAUUCUUAUGGACGACGGAUGCACCCUGUCUCCAGAGAGGGGGGCUGAUUCGCUGUUUUCUCCUUUGUCACCGGGUGCCUCUAAAACCAGCAGUCGCAGGAGCAGCCUUGAAAUGGAUGAGGACUUGUGAUAAGCUCUGAGUGGCAGUUAGAGACUUCUGCAGGGACAAGAAUGUCAGGAAGUGAGGUCUAUCCUUAAAUGACAUCUAUUUAUAGGACUGUAGAAUUGAACUGCAAAAGUAGUUAACAAUAAGAUCAUAACUAACAAAUAUUUUCGCCAUAAAGACCUAAUUAUUACAGUUCCUGUUUGGAGCCGGUCAGAUGAUUAUGUCUGGGAUUUGAAAUGCAAUCGUAUAAAUAUUGAAUCUUGUAUAAUAGGAGCAUGGCAUUAAGAAAUACAUUCAUAAAUAGGUUUUAAGAUUUUCUUCAGAGAUUUAAGAGGGAUAUAAAGUUUUCUUGUAUUUAGAAUGUGCUCAUCUUUAGGGAAGAAAGCUGUGAUGUUUUGUUGUUCACAACAGCAUUGGCAUAAAAAACUGUUGAAGAGAUGCCAACACACAGUAUAUAAACUGACUUGGAAUCAGGGUUUGUUAGUAACAUUUACAUGCUCAUGUUGGGUUGUUUCACCAGCAGCUUCAGAAGGGAUCUUUGUAUAAUGAAUUGGCAUAUUGUGAAAUAUUUUCUGCAUAUUGUAUAUAAGAAUGUUUUAUUUUGAGCAAUUUUAUUGCACCUUAUUUUAUGGCAGUCUAUGCAUUUUAUGAGAGUUUUGUCUGUUUUUAUUACUAUUUCACACAGUGGAUGCCCAGGUUGCAUGUAUUUGUAAUGAUCCUUAAAAGCAGUGGGAAAUCACUUGCUGCUGCAGCUAGUUAGCCAAAGCAGGACUUCUUCCAGUGUAGCUACAAAUUACAGAUCAGCAUUUUAUUUUUUAAUAUAUAUACACUUAGUCAAUAAAAGUGCAAGACAGUAUGAGAUGCAGAACAAUUUUUCCUUACUCAUUAGUACUGUAGGUUAUUAGUUUUUUACAUUUGAAUAAUAGUAACAUUAGUAGUGUCUUCAGACUAAAAUCUGUGUUGUCCAUGACUGUUUGUCUCUGUUAACCUUGACGAUCACUGAGUGAAGUUACCGGUUAGCAUGUUCUAUUAAGACUGUGGCUUUUUAAAAAAAAAUAAAAGUAAUAUAUCUGCCAAACAUUAUUGCUUAUAGUAAUAUGAAUUCAGAGGGCUUUAGCCUUCUUUUCAACCAACCACUAGCCUCACCUCUGUAGUGAUGUGGUCUGUUUGUUGUGUGAAACCUUCAAUACAGUUAUUUUCAGCAACUCUAGAUUGGCAUUCAAAUUGUAAAAUGCUAAAUGCAACAUUAUGUACAGUAAAUGAAUGUGUUUUACUUUCACAUGUACGCACUGUAUUUCUUUUCAUCAACACAACCUCCAAAGUCUAAUGUUGAAUCUUUGUUUUAAGUUGUGACCAAUCUAAAAGCUGAACUAGUUAAUGCAGCCACAACUGUUUUAUUUUUGUGUUGUGAUUAUUUUCUGGGCUUCUAAUCUGUUUAAACAGAACUUCCCUACUUGGCUGAAAGAAGCUUCACUCAAUAGCUCAAUGCUGCUAAUGUUCCUAUGGUCAUCUUUUCCACUCAAAAACAAUACAGAAUUGUCUUACCCUGACAGAUAUUUGAGUGCUAGCACUCACUGACUGUUAACCAUGAACAGGACAUCAUUUGUGUCUUGUUCCUACAAGUUGGCUUUUGGAUGAUUUUAACAAAUAAAUGAUUCCCAGUGA